AUGUCGGUACAAGAACUCAGAUUAAAGGGCAAUGAGAAGUUCAAAAAUUGCAAUUAUCCAGGAGCUUUAAUCCACUACACGGAGUGUUUGAACCUCGAUUCAAAUGCUUACGCUAUCUACUGUAAUAGGGCGGCAGCCUUGAUCAAACUGGAUUGCAUGAAAGAAGCAGAAGAGGACCUGAUCAAAUCUCUGGAAAUCAACCCAGACUACGUCCCCAGCUUGUGCAGACUGGGGUUCCUUUACUUGUACGAGGGAAACACUGUCAAAUCACUGGAAAACUAUGUGAGAGCCGUCCAAGUCUGUGCUAGAGAACCGCACCAACUGGACAAAUUCAAAGGACGCCUGAAGGAAGCAGUCCGUUUGGCAGAAGGUCGCGCAAAACAACAGGGCUAUCCUCAGAGCUACAUUGACAACAUCAUCCCGUCCACAGUGAGAGCAAUUCUAGACAAUUACAGAGGCUUGGCGAGCGAAGACGCCGGACACAGUACAGUGUCAAGUAAUGCUACAAAUCAAUCGGGAGAGUCGUCAAUACCUCGUGGGCGCACUUUUGCAACGGCAAUCACGGGCACACCGAUGUCGUUGGCCAGUCUUUUCGGCCAGGGAGCAAACCGCGGGGUGAAUACCUCCAUCAGGGUCGAGACUGGGCAGCCAUCACGUGACGAAAAUCAGGCGGACAGAAUGGACGAGGAUCCAGAGGUGGAUAUUUCCGAUGUGGAAACUACUCAUCGGCAGAUACACGAGAGGGUCCAAAACUUCAUGAGGCAACAACAGGGCCAACCUCUGCAGCCGAUGGCGCUGGCACGGAGCCUUGCAUCCACCAUCACGUCGCAGUUCCAGAACGAGCCUCAAGGAGGGAAUCUAGCAGACCAAAUUGCUCGCGGAAUUUCGACUUUCAUGGGGCAGACGCAGAGCGAACCACAGCAGUCCGAGCCAGCGCAAUCAUCGACGGGAGACGACCUGCAUGAGAUGGGCGAGCUUCAAGAGGAUUUGGACUGA
Molecule: messenger RNA, 996 nt
Organism: Ogataea parapolymorpha DL-1
Lineage: Eukaryota; Fungi; Ascomycota; Pichiomycetes; Pichiales; Pichiaceae
Product: STI1-like protein
Exons: 1
Coding region: 1-996 (331 amino acids)
Biological process (GO): post-translational protein targeting to endoplasmic reticulum membrane
Cellular component (GO): membrane; TRC complex
Molecular function (GO): protein binding; molecular adaptor activity
Source: RefSeq, a predicted model, not a curated record